Cuscuta epithymum is the source of this 3112-nucleotide messenger RNA. Lineage: Eukaryota; Viridiplantae; Streptophyta; Magnoliopsida; Solanales; Convolvulaceae. The record is from the annotation of a GenBank genome assembly.
GAGCAUUUUCCUCCCGAAAAUUAAAAGUUAUGCAUUUUAGGAAGAAAAUGAUGAACAAGCUAAAAGACAAGGUGAAUGCGGUCCGUUUCAAUAUACAACUUGAUGAAUAGUGAUUACUAAAGACCUAGCUGGAGAAUCCUUCUUUCAGCGUCUACCUCCCGGCGAUCUCGCUGCGACCUCUUGUUCUGCAUCAUUUCGAUUGUGAGAGUUGCAAUUCUGGAAAGGCUGUGUAUCUAUUCUUUAACAUAUCCUCCCUUCAGUAUUCCAUGUCUGCAAAUAUUUCUUUUCCCUUCAGUAGUCAUGCUGUUUUGAACCGUCAACCAAUUAUCCACUCCAACCAGCAAAGAGCUAAAAUCGUUUGCAAGGGUGUCAUCGAAGAUAAUAAACCGCAAGAAAUUGAGCGUUCAAGCUCCACUAUCAAAGCCCCUACGGCUCCAUGGAUGAAUGGUCCUCUUCUUGUUGAACCCAAACAUGUCUUGCAUUUCUCCAAAAGAAGAAGAAGAAAGAAAGGCACCGCCUCCUUGGCUGAAAAUGAAACUUCUGACAGUGAAUUGACGAGGAAGGAGGGUGGAGGAAGGUCCAAGAGAGCGAUGAAGAAAAUCUUUCUAGGUAUUAAUAAGCUUCAAGAAACUCUUCAUUUGGAAGCAGAGAAUGCGACAACGGGAGAGAAUGGAACGUUCAAAUUUUCGCCCCUAGUUUUGCUGGGAGAUAAUAGUGAUAAUAAAGAUUCUCCCCUUAGGGCGGGAGUAGACGAGAACGUGGAUGUUAUUCCUGAAGCAUUGGAGAAGACUCGCUUGGGAUUUUCAUUUGGGGAGAGUGGAGAAGGGAAAGGGAGUAGCAGAAUGCCCUGGAAGAGAGAGCAGGCAAUUGGGAUUAUUAAGAGAACGAAGAAGGAAAAGGUAAUGAUGGCAGAUGAGAUGGGCCUUGGUACAGAGUUACUUGAGAGGCUGACGGAUAUGGCUGCAAGGAUGAGGCAAUGGGUGAAGGUUAAGAAGGCUGGGGUGACUCAAGCCGUUGUUGAUAGAGUUCACUGUAUUUGGAGGACAGACGAACUUGCCAUGCUCAAGUUCGAUGUGCCUUUAUGUCGUAAUAUGGUCCGGGCUAAAGAAAUUGUUGAGAUUAAAACUGGAGGAUUUGUCGUCAUGAGUAAGAAAGAUGCCCUUGUUGUUUAUAGAGGGCAUAACUAUCGGCUAGGGUUGAACAGUUCUUCACAGAUGCAUCCCAAACUUGUUGAUCAUGGACGCGAUUCUACAUUAAGUACCAGUUCCCAUUGCAUAAAGUCUGUAUCUCAAAAAAACUCAGAACAAAGUGGCAUUGAUCAAAUGUGGAGAGUUGAAUCUGAAGAAGAGGGGCGUCUAUCUAUAGAUGGAUCACUCUAUCAACGAGAAGCUGAUAGAUUGUUGGAUAGUUUAGGACCUCGGUUUGUUGACUGGUGGUACCCAAAGCCUUUACCAGUCGAUGCUGACUUGCUUCCUGAAGUGGUUCCUGGAUUCAAGACCCCAUUCAGGCGUUGCCCUCCAUUUCUUAGACCAAAGCUGAUGAAUCAUGAGCUUACAUACUUGAGGAAGCUUGCUCGUCCUUUGCCCACUCAUUUUGUUCUUGGGAGAAACAGGAAACUCCAAGGUUUAGCGAAUGCAGUACUUAAAUUAUGGGAGAAAUGUCAUAUAGCAAAAAUUUCUUUGAAAUGGGGAGUCCCAAACACAGACAAUGAGCAGAUGGCAGAGGAGCUCAAGAGACUAACUGGAGGAGUUCUUUUAUUACGCAAUAAAUUCAUUAUAAUCCUAUAUCGGGGGAAGGACUUUCUUCCUUCACAAGUAGCAACACUAGUAGCUGAAAGAGAAGCAGCGCUUAUGAGACGUCAACUUCAUGAAGAAUUUGCUCGGCUAGAAACAACUGAACUCUUUUCUGCAACAUAUGAAGAUGCAGUUGACGCCAAGACAGUUGGAACAUUAUCUGAAUUCCGGAAUAUCACAGAUUAUGCAAAAGAUGAAAGCAGAGUUGAUGAGGUUAAGAAAAUUCAGGCAGAGUCUGAAAAGGCAAAAUUGGAAAAAGAACUGAGAAGUCAAGAGCAGAAGCGCUUCAUUCUCAAACAGAAGAUAGAAAAAUCAAUAAAAGUGUUAGAGAAAUUGGAUUCUGCAUGGAAACCUUCAAUGCUAGAUGAAGACAAGGAAAUAAUAACAGAAGAAGAGAGGGAAUGCCUGCGCAGCAUAGGACUAACUAUGGACAAAAGUUUGGUCCUUGGAAGGCGUGGUGUUUUUGAUGGUGUGGUGGAAGGCUUGCAUCAACACUGGAAACACAGGGAAGUAGUAAAAGUUAUCACCAUGCAGAGAACGUUUUCCCAGGUUCUUCACACUGCAGAACUUCUUGAGGCUAAAAGUGGUGGGGUUCUGGUUUCUGUUGAUAAACUUAAAGAAGGCCAUGCCAUACUGUUAUAUCGUGGAAAGAACUAUAAUCGUCCAAAGUCAUCGCCUCAAAAUCUUCUUAAUAAAGGAGAUGCAUUGCGCAAGUCACUUGAAAUGCAAAGACUUGGAUCGAUGAAGCUUUAUGCUAAACAAAAAGAGGAGACUAUCAUGGAUAUAAAGAACAAACUGAAAGAGUACAGAUGACGGUUUGCUGAAUUUCCCACAUUAACCUUUUAUAGAAGUGAGGCCCGAGGUAGCUGCAUUUGCACCCAAAACUUCUUCUAGAAGAUAUUUAAUCUGUGUAUUAGGGACUGGUGGGCAUUUGAAGAAGGCCUGGAAAAGAUCAUGGCAAUGUUCCUAAAUUUGCAGAAAAUUGCAACUGUAGCUGUGAAAUGGUCUGCUUGCUAGUAGCUUGUCUGAUAUUGGACAUUCUACGUAUGUAUGAAGCAUAUCGCCGAUGAGUGUUUCAGAUAUGAUGAACUUGUUCCUCACUAUUUCAAUCAAUGGUGGAUGGUUGUAAUUAAAAUCAAAACGCAGGAUUAAGAUGAAACAGAAGCAACCGAUCCAAGACAACCAUGGAAAGCGAGGAGGGAGGAGAUCAGGGACAGAGAGAGCGAAGUGAAGCCCAAAUUCAUUCUCCGUGUGAAAUAAUUUUUGGUCAAUUAAUAAAAGGAUGUAAAUUAAGAAAUAUUUACCAAAUUUGCCAUUAA